Molecule: messenger RNA, 855 nt
Organism: Dendrobium catenatum
Lineage: Eukaryota; Viridiplantae; Streptophyta; Magnoliopsida; Asparagales; Orchidaceae
Product: probable CCR4-associated factor 1 homolog 7
Exons: 1
Coding region: 1-855 (284 amino acids)
Cellular component (GO): CCR4-NOT core complex; P-body; CCR4-NOT complex
Molecular function (GO): nucleic acid binding; poly(A)-specific ribonuclease activity
Source: RefSeq, a predicted model, not a curated record
AUGUUUAGCCGCUACCGGUGCCCGAAGUGGGGCCUCCGUAACCUCAAUGGUAACUUCGCCGCAGACCCCGUUGAGAUCCGCGAGGUAUGGGACUCCAACCUAGAGGAGGAACUCUCUCUCAUCCGCUCUAUUGUCGCCGACUACCCUUUCGUCUCCAUGGACACCGAGUUCCCCGGCGUCGCAGUUCUCCCCGUCGUCCCUUCUACAACUUCAUUAAUCGAAUUCAAUUACCAGACUCUCCAACUCAACGUCAACAUCCUCAAACUCAUCCAACUCGGCCUCACCUUCUUUGACUCUUCAGGCCACCUCCCUUCCUUUGGCUCUCCUCCUCGCCCUCGCAUUUGGCAGUUCAAUUUCCGCGAGUUCGACGCAGCAAGAGACAUCUUUGACCGCAGCUCAAUCGAGCUUCUCCGCUGCAGCGGCAUUGACUUAGAAAAGAAUCAUUGCCUAGGCGUCACUGCUAAUCGCUUUUCCAAACUCAUCAUCUCUUCCGGCGUCGUGCAAAAUGAUUCCGUUCGAUGGAUCACUUUCAAUGGUCGCUUUGACUUAGGAUUUCUUCUCAAAACGUUAACUUGCCAUGAUCUACCGGACUCUCAGGAGGAUUUCUACCGUUCUCUACGGUUGUAUUUUCCUAAAUUCUAUGACAUCAAGCAUUUGUUGUAUUUCCGCGACAACUUCCCUGACGGGCUGAACAAGGUCGCAGAGGAGCUUGGGGUGAAGAGAGCGGGAACCUGCCACCAGACUGGAUCGGAUAGUUUGCUCGCCGCUGCCGUCUUCAGGAGGUUGAAAGAUCGUUUUUUACGUGGAUUUGUCGAGAGAUAUGCUGGAGUUUUACGUGGUCUUAGCUCUGAUUGA